CCACGUCACCUUCAAGUCACCCUGAUCCCCAGAAGCCACCCCGAGCGCAUCCCACACCGCCGGCGACGCAUCCACAACGUUGUUGGGGCACGGCGGCUGGUAAUCGUGCACGUCAUCACAGCCCUCCGUGGAAUCGCACUCGUCCACCACCUUCGCCACCACGCUCCUCCCGUUCCCCGUGAUCUUUAUCUGCCGAAAGCAGCUCUUCCUGUUGUUGAACCAUCCGCUCGACAGCGCCACGACCCGCUCCUCGUCGCCGUGGAACUUGUUGUCGCACUCCGACGCCCCGCCGCCGUCUUUCCCCUUCUCGAAGCUGUUGAUGGUGAGGACGGCUUUGGUCUGAUCGGUGAUCGGCGGGGAGCACUUGUAGGUGGUGUACAGCUUGCCCUCAACGCAGCAGUCGGAGUGGUUGAUUUGGUUGCAUUGGUUUGCUGGAGGCUUUUUGCCACGGAGCUUGCCGCUGGGGGAGCAGGUUUGGGGUUUGGCUUCCACGUCCAGGUCGAGGAGGAUGGCGAGGGUGAGAGUGAGAGUGGAGAGGAGGAUGAAAACAGGACGACUCAUAUUGUUAUGUGA
This is a messenger RNA of Linum tenue, 573 nucleotides long. The record is from the annotation of a GenBank genome assembly. Lineage: Eukaryota; Viridiplantae; Streptophyta; Magnoliopsida; Malpighiales; Linaceae.